Messenger RNA from Solanum tuberosum (potato), 375 nucleotides. Its product is annotated as histone H2A.6-like. NCBI's taxonomy places the organism in Eukaryota, Viridiplantae, Streptophyta, Magnoliopsida, Solanales, Solanaceae. The record is from RefSeq and is a predicted model, not a curated record. Gene Ontology annotation, molecular function: DNA binding; protein heterodimerization activity; structural constituent of chromatin. The coding region runs from base 1 to 282 and encodes 93 amino acids. Gene Ontology annotation, cellular component: nucleosome. The transcript is spliced from 2 exons.
AUGACAGGCAAAGGAAAAACCUUUGGUUUCGUUUCUACAAAAAAAAAGUCUCAUUCCCGCAACAACAAAGCCCGUCUCGAAUUCCCAGUUGGUUAUAUCGCCCAGUUCCUCAAAGUCGAAAAGUAUGUCAAACAUGUCGGUGCCAAUGCUCUGGUCUUCCUUGCUGCUAUGCUCGAGUACCUUGCAGCUGAAGUGCUUGAAUUGGCUGGAAAUACGGCGAGGGGUAACAAAAAGACGAGUAUCAUUCCAAGGCGCAUUCAGUUGGCUGAUUCAGCCAACUGAAUGUGCCUUGGAAUGAUCCUCGUCUUCUUGUUAUCCUCUGCCGCGUUUCCAGCCAAUUCAAGCACCUACAAACAAUCCAGAUAUGUAAAAUUC